Coregonus sp. 'balchen' is the source of this 1410-nucleotide messenger RNA. Lineage: Eukaryota; Metazoa; Chordata; Actinopteri; Salmoniformes; Salmonidae. The record is from the annotation of a GenBank genome assembly.
GCUAAUGUUAUUCACCAGAGGACCCCUUACCACACACAGUCCACAAUCGACACGCAACAGGCCAACAUGGCAAGGUGUUUGCAUCUCGGCUCCUUCCUUUUCACUAAGAUGGUCGAUACACCCUAUAUCUCAAUGGGAGUCAAAACUUACCUCAUUAAAACCUGGACCCCACACAGCCAAGGCAAAGCAAUCAGCAUCCACUCGGCCAUACACUCAGACUCUCAAAAUAACAGGUAGGUGAUUUGAAAUUACUUGUAGGACCAUAACAUUAUCUGCUAAGGUUAGUUUAUAGGUCUUUUGAAACCGUAUCUUUUAAAAUCUUCGUACAUUUAAAUUAUGUGUUCAUACUGUUGUUUUUCUGUUCUCACCAAGAGCCAUAUUAUAGUGAGUACCUCUACAAUGGGUGAUAAUAUGAUAACUGCUGAUAAUAGUUUAUUCAGUUGGAUGAAGAUGAAAAUAUUUUAAUAGGCUUUGAUACAAUACAUCCAGAAAGACCACUAAAUGUUUAAACUUUUCAAACAUAUUGAUUAAGAUAAUUGAUAUGUACUCUUUAUCUGGAAAGUCAUGGUUUAUAACAAGCUCUUUUUACAGCUUGUCGGAGGAAAAAGUCACAAUACACUUUAUUAACCAAGAUGGCAUCAAAACCACCACUGCUGUCACUGAAGGACAGACCCUGUUAGAUGUUGUCGUAAACAAAAACUUGGACAUGAGUGGUUUUGGUAUGUAAACAGGAAAAAUAGACAAGUAGAAUAUGAAUAUCUUCAGCAAAUAUGUAUCACUGUAUGUUGCCUUUACAGUAUAAAAGCCAUCUACUAUCCAGGUGUCUUUAAGGCUUUUCACGUGUCCCUUUAUUGUCUCUUCUGUUGUUCUUCAGGUGCAUGUGAGGGGACAUUAGCAUGCUCCACCUGUCAUCUCAUUUUUGACAAGACAUUUUAUGAAAAGAUGGAAACAAUGGUGGAUGAGGAGAUGGAUAUGCUAGAUCUAGCUUACGGGCUUACCAAGACGUGAGUUUAAUUUUGAAAUGAUAAAGUGUCCUUCGCUUGUGGAAAUGUUAGGAUUAACAUACACAAUCACAGCUCAAUCAAAACAGGCACACACAAUAAAUGUUGAUUUACUCCGGUCAAGCCCCCCCCCCCCCCCCCCAAGGGCCUUCAAAACAGAAACAAGUGGUAGGGCCUCACUGCUGAACUGACAUAGACGCAACAAAUUGCAGUAAAUUCGGUAAUCAGUAAAACAAAUCUGGAGUAGUUUAUAUAAAUGAUCUGAAAUCAUCUAUCUGCCUCUAAUCUGCUUCUGAUUGACAGGUCCCGUCUUGGUUGCCAGGUGACAGUGCAGAAGUGGAUGGAUGGUAUGACUGUCCAAGUGCCCCAAGAGGUGAGGGACGCUGUGGGAUCUAAAGGCAGCCAGUGA